Molecule: messenger RNA, 3753 nt
Organism: Paralichthys olivaceus (Japanese flounder)
Lineage: Eukaryota; Metazoa; Chordata; Actinopteri; Pleuronectiformes; Paralichthyidae
Gene: zfp36l1b
Product: zinc finger protein 36, C3H type-like 1b
Molecular function (GO): mRNA binding; metal ion binding
Source: RefSeq, a predicted model, not a curated record
GACACUGGUGCAGGGGCGUCCUGCAGGGGCGCUGUGUGCCCCUGCAGGACGCACAGUGGACCCGCCCACCCCGCAGCCAUGGCCGCCGCCUGCAGAAAACAAAGUGCGCAGUAGAACGACGCGGCAGAGGGGGGGCUCUUCACGGAGCAGUAAACAACCAUCAAAGUGAAAUAGUACCUCUUACUCUCCACCAACAAAACAUGACAGCCACUGUUAUAUCUCCUUUCCUGGAAUACGGAGAAGUCUCCAACAAGAACAAGAAGAUGUUGAACUACAGCAGCAACAAUAGUCUUGGUGGAACUCAGCUGACGUCUGCCACAUGCUCCAGUGCCAACCACUCCUGCACCCCCACUGAGUCUUUGCUGGACAGGAAGGUGGUAGAGGCCCCCUCUCCAGUAGGCCUUUUCCAGCGCCGUCACUCAGUCAGCCUCCCUAGUACGAAGUUCAUUCAGAAUCAGUUUGUCAACAGCCUUAAAAUGGAUCCCUCAGUGUUGCUCGGAAACAGCUGCAGCGGCAACAAUAAGGAGAACCAUUUUCGUGAGCGCUCUUACUCAGAGGUUGGGGACAGGCUGCAGCCAGGUAAUCAAGUGUGUGUGGGCGUAAGUAGCCAAGUCAACACUAGCCGUUAUAAAACAGAGUUGUGCCGACCCUUUGAGGAGAACGGCUCCUGCAAGUACGGAGAUAAGUGCCAGUUUGCCCAUGGCUUGCAUGAGCUGCGCUGCCUCAGCCGUCACCCAAAGUACAAGACUGAGCUGUGCCGCACCUUCCACACAAUUGGUUUCUGCCCAUACGGCCCUCGCUGCCACUUCAUUCACAAUGCAGAGGAGCGCCGUGGGCCCCCUCCCCUCUCUGCUUUCAACAAGAUGGUUCGCCCUCGGCUGCAACACAGCUUCAGCUUCGCUGGCUUCCCCAGCUCAGGCGGCUUGGAGGAUAGCCCUACCUCAGUCACACCUCCACCAGUGUUCUCCACUGAAAACCUGACGGUGUUGCAGAGCAACCCCUUGACCUACUCAAGCCAGGAGCUUACUAGCCUGUUUGGUCCAAGCUUGGAGCACCCACUUCCAUGUGACCCUCAAGGUCUGUUCCCCCCUUCUCCAACCACUCCCUGCUUUUUUCAACCCACAUCAGAGAGCCCCCCUAUUCCCCCCGACUCUCUGUCUGACCAAGAGGGGUACCAGAGCAGCAUGGGCAGCCAGAGUGGCUCUGAGUCCCCCCUUCUGGAUGCCUCGCGGCGUCUUCCCAUCUUCAGCAGGCUUUCCAUCUCUGAUGAUUAAGGUGCACCCCGGCAUUCUUUGAUCUGAGGGAGAGCAGGAGGGACAGAACGGGGAAGAUUGUGACCAUCAACCUCAAUAAUUCCCUCCUCCUCCUCUCAGCCUUGUUUACAGGAGUUGGAGAACAUCGGAUGCCUUCUCAUUUCAGGAUUGUCUCUCCUUUAAGGACCCCACCAAACACUGAUCAAGUCUCAUCAACGUGAUGAACAGUUGGUACACCAGAAUCAUCUUCAUGUACAGGCCCUGCAUUGGGGUCAUGAUGACUUGAAUGUGAAUGAUUUUGAAAAGAAGAGGUCAAAAUAUAAAGUAGUUAGUAGUUUGUGUGUUCAUUGUCCAGUAUAAGGUUUUUACCUGUGCUGCAAUCUUUACACCUCAUUGCUUAUCACAGCUCAGUGAUUUUUAGUUACCACAAAGUGAACGGGAGAACGUUUCUCAAUUAGUCUUCUCUUCUGGUCGUGUCCAGCUUCUUGUGCCUUGCCGACUUGGAUUAUAAUGUGCCUUGUUUCACUGAGCUGGUGGUCACUUACCAUUCUCUGGGGGUUUUGAGUGCACAAAGUCUUUGAACAGUAUUUAUUCGAAUUUGUGAAGUCAAGGGUUGAAUUAAAGGGUAGUUUCGCCCAAAUUACAAGAAAUAUUCUUUCACUGCCCUUAUUUAUACUUACUUGUGUAGUCAAGGUUUUCUUUUUCCAGUCUCUGAGAUUACAGCCUCCAUCCCAAAACAUUGACGAUGAGUGGAAUUUAGUUUAUGUUCAAAUAAUUCAAAUAGAUUUUCAUAAGAUCAACAGCAGCAUCUCUGAACUAGUAUCUCUGGAUCAGCCACAGAAAACACUGGAGGCUGUUUUCUCACAAACUAGUCUUUUUGUUAAAAGUCGGUUCUAUUGACUUCUGUUCUCACUGAAGUCUCUCUGAAAAAAGUCAACACUUAAGCAAUGGUAAGAGAGAGAAUGUAUUUUCUUUGGUAGUUUGGGCGACCUGCCAGCCGUUGACAGGUUCCUGCUAUUUAUUUGCCACUUCAGAGUCAGAGUUCAAACUCUGCUGCAAAGUUAAUAUCAUCAACUCUCAAUAGUUGAGCUUUUUCAAUCCCACACCUUUCCAAUCCCCGUCAGAUCAGUUCUGUGUCUGAGGUGAUAUGUUUGACAGCUGUCUGAAAUCAGGUGAACCUGAAUGCUUCUGUUGAUUCCACCAUGUUCAAUUAUUAUUAUUAUUAUUAUGAUGGUCAUGUUAUUUUCUAGUUUGUUUCUCAGAGUCUUUAGUGUUGGGGCUCUGGUCAUCACUGCUUAUUUAUCAAAAUGUAUUUAUUGCUAAUCUUAAGCAUUUUUUAUUUUGUAUUUAUCUGGUUAAUUAAACAAUAGAAUAUAUAUUUUCUUUUAUGUUAAAUUAUGAUCUUCCUUAUCAAUCAUAGGAUGACUGUUUAUUUGUAUUCACAGUUAAUAUAUUAUUCUGCAAUGACUUUUUUUCUUAACACUUGAUUUAUUUUGAACCUGAAUCUUAAUUUAAAACACAAAGGUUUAGCAUUUGUAUUUAUUUUCAGUUCUUUCCACAUGCACCAUCAGUUUGAGUUUCUUUGUGGCAAUCUGAAGGCAUAGGACGAACGCAUUGGAAGAAUGCAUUGGAAAUGCCCAAGUUAAUACCCAAGUGCAAGCUGUAUGCCUAACUACAAACAUUGUCUUUUCAUUAUAGGGGUAAAAAUCUGUUGCUGCCAUUAUCAUUUUCAAGUGAUGAGAGAAGCCAACACAAUAGUUAACAACUAAUUGGAUAACAAGGGUAGAGUCAUAGUUUCUUAUGGUCUGGACAAAGUAUGAAUGCACUUAGGGUGCGGGUGGUGUUGGUUUUACAAGGUUUUUCCAGCCAACAUUCACAAUAUGUGCCUCUAUCACAGCUGCUGGAGACCCCAAUAUUAUGUGUGUCUGUGUGUGUAUGUCUGUCAGUUCCAGGGUAAUGGUCCUAAUUAGGUGUAGGUUUAUGGGCUGGAGAAUGCAUUAUCUCAAUGAGCGUGUGUGUGUGCGUUUUCUGCCUCUGUGUCUAAGGCCUGUACUCUGGAGCAGGAUUAGUGUUCAGUGACGUAACUUCAGGUUUUGACCCUUGGUAAAUAGUCAUGGUAAUUUGUGCUGCACAGCUACUUUGAGAUAACCGCUCAGCAUUUAUAUAAGUGUAGCCGGACCAAUCCGUUCUCUAGGAAAAUUGAGUCACUACACACUAUUUAUUUAUUUGACACCUGGGACUGCAGCUAAAAGAAUAGACUUAAAACUGUCAUACAAACCCUGUGAAUUAAUCUAAUCAAACAUUCAUUUAAUGGAAUACAUAAAUGUAUUCAGCCAGUUCUUCUGGUGCUGUAAUGAUGAACAAUAUUAUCAGCUUAUUAACCUGCACAUUCACACAGUCUGGUUUUCCUUCUUUCUACUCCUGUUUCCCCGUCACUGUCUUAACAUGCAGGGUGUAUUUUUGUCAGAGCACCUAAUGGCUCUGAGAUGUUAAAUUCACU